This is a messenger RNA of Amoebophrya sp. A120, 1910 nucleotides long. NCBI's taxonomy places the organism in Eukaryota, Dinophyceae, Syndiniales, Amoebophryaceae. The record is from the annotation of a GenBank genome assembly.
CCGUGUCAGCGCAGGGAUCUUUUUUUUUUUGUCAUGGAUGAGUCUACUUCGUGCGUGGCCCACAUGCGGUCACAAAGGUCUUUAUCUGAUGACCCAUGUUCACAAAAUCAACAAAACAGUUGUACCGCCGCGCUAAGCUGCGAGUAUGCCAAAACGGUAAAACUCCAGCUCUAGUAAUGACCGAGCAAAAGCUGAAGCCUUGAGCGCUUUUUUUAGCUCAGACAAACAUAAUUUCUUCGAAAGUGAAACACCUCGACCCGUUCUCGCUACUGUGCGUAGAAGCAGGCGUGCGCAAGCUGCUUGCAAUUUCUAUACUUCUCUGUCCAAAUAAAAAAAAGCCCAAGCGACCUGCCCCGUUCAUGAUGAUUCCCCGCGCGCCAACGCGGAUAAAGCUCGUGCUGGAAGAUGCUCAGGAGUAUGGUAAGUGGUUAAAGCAAAAGGGCGGACAUCAAGCUGCAGGAAUUGUUCACAGCGCUUCUUCAUCUUCUUCUGGAGGCUGCAACGUCAUCAAUCCUGACAGCAACGAACCCAUGAACAGCAACGGCGCAAACCUCCCCCCACACCAGCGCAUCUUCGGUGGAGGAGGAACCGCAUUACAACACGGCGAUCACGGAACAAUUAUAGCACCCAAUACGACCCGCGGCCCCGCAGGCGUUGUAAUCCAGCAACGCCAGCAACACGGUAGUAGAACCGGCGCCUUCGGAGGCGCAUUCAUCGGGAGCAGCAACUUUGGAGGCAGUGCCAGCGACGACAUGAUCAGCGAAAUCCCGCACGAGGCGGAGUACCACGGGGUUUUGCGCAGAGGACAACUGUUGCAGCCACCAGGAAUGGGUAACACCUUUUCUAAUCAGGGUCACCACCAUCAGCAGAGACCAAGCAGGAACCGCAAUGGUGCCGGGAUUGCGGACGACGAAGACGACGUGGAGGCUAUGCUCUUGAAUGACCAAGCGAUGAUGAUGGAUGACCGCAGCCAGAUGGAGGACAUUAUCAAAGUGAAAAAAGCCCCCACCCCAUAUCGGAAACGGAAGAUGCGCGAAUUUGUGAUGCUGUAUUCGAGUACACAAAUCGACUUGUAUUGCUAGAAGUCCAAGCGACGAAGCUGCGGCCUAAAUUGCAGGCAAUCUGUCAUGCUGUUUCCCACUUCCAGUUGCCUCCUGUCAUCCUGGAGCUGCAAGGCUUUCCCACGCUUGGCAGCACUACAGUCCGCAUCUUUUGCGUUCUAGCAUCACAAAGCUGAUUUGUGACCACAAAUCUGCAUCACAGAUUUCCGCUUUGAUAUGGGGAGGGGGCAUUUUUCAUUGUAAUAGACAUCUCGCAUUCCUUAGAGGAGUUCGGACAACCAAAUCCCGGAAGCGCGUCCAACAUCGAGCACCACAACAUCAUGCAAGGCUUCAGUGCCUCCGAAGCGGACAGCAGCGGGGGCACACCGUUAGUUAGCCCGGGGGAUGUGGUGGUAGUGCAACCUUCCGAUGGAGGUGGACCGAUGGGUCAGCAGCAGCAGCAGGAACUACCACCACAACCACUCCAACAGCAGCUACAUCAUGUUCCUGCGAGUACUUCUAUACUAAGCUCGGAGGAGGAGCGCCGGGUGCAGGAACUCCUCGGUUUAGGAUUUGCACGACAAGACGCGGAACGAGCGUUGCGGAUGGUAGAGGGAGACGUGCAAAGGGCUGCUGCGCUGCUGAUGGACAAUUGACACUGACAAGAUGGAUUUGUUGAUUGGCUGCACUUCUUCUUCAACACAAAGCUGAACAGGACAAGCCGAAGGGGGCGUUGUUCUCCGCUCUCACUGCCGGGUCUGUUCUUUCUCGCGACAUGAUGGCAAGAAUCGCAAAAAGUGCUAGAAGUGCACAACUUCAGGCUUUCGUUUAUUUUUGAAGCACAGGAAUCAGAAUCUCCACAAUGUUCGC